This is a messenger RNA of Talaromyces marneffei, 636 nucleotides long. RefSeq lists its product as uncharacterized. The transcript has a single exon. Lineage: Eukaryota; Fungi; Ascomycota; Eurotiomycetes; Eurotiales; Trichocomaceae. The record is from RefSeq and is a predicted model, not a curated record. Bases 1 to 636 code for a protein of 211 amino acids. Gene Ontology annotation, molecular function: transmembrane transporter activity. Gene Ontology annotation, biological process: transmembrane transport.
AUGUGUACUACAUAUAGGCCGGCAACCAGCUUCGACGCGAUAUCCGAUGGUGUCAGCUUUCAUGGAGAAGCAGGGUAUCCAAGCAGCGCAACAUUCUGGCUGCUCAUGCCCACCCUGGCUGCUGUCCUGAUCUUGAGCAGCAUAGACAUGAACAUCGCUACGGCCGUGCCUAGCAUUGGAGACCAUUUUCACACUGUUGUAGAUGUCGGGUGGUAUUCCUCUGCGUUCAGAAUCUGCCAGCGCUCCUUCCAGUUUGUUUUUGGCAAGGGUUACAAGCUGUUCUCUAUCAAAACUGUCUUUUCGUUUGCCAAUGCUAUCUCUAUAGCAGGUUCGCUGCUCUGCGGGCCGGCCAGAACGUCGAUCAUGCUCAUCGUUGUGAGAGCUGUAGCCGGACUAGGAUCCGCCGGUCUUCUUUCAGGGUGCUUCAUUAUCCUCGUGCAAUUAUCGCCUUUACGCAGACAACCUAUGUUCACCGGUGUGAUGGGGGGAGUUGCAAAGCCUCGCUACGCUAUCCGCACCACUCCUCGGUGGAGCUAUUGUGCAGUUAGUUGGCUGGCGAUGGUGUUUUACAUCAACGCACCUCUUGGUGUUGUUGCUCUGGUAUUGAUAAUUGUUAAGACAUCACGUGACUACUAG